GUGGGACGUUUAUUGACAACAUGGCCGCUUGGCAGGCUUUGAAUUUGGAGACGUUUGUAAUUUAACCGAGCUCGCCGGGUGAGAUACUCUGCAACUCUCUCAGCCCAGGAGGGUUCGCACCCCAUGCAUUUGGAUGAAGAGAACCGUGGAACCCGGAGGUGGUGACAGUGAGCUGACGGAACGUACACAGAGUCCAGCCCGUCAUGUCGUUUUUCAAGAAGAAAGCCAAAAGCAAAGAACAAGAAAGGGUGACAGAAGUUAAAGUCAGUAAAGCUGCGGCCAGCCCUCGCUCUCCGUCCCAGGCCCUGAGAAAUCAUCAUGCUAUCCAGGAGGCUUCUGGCCCCAGUCAUGUGGCCAUCAAUGCCAUUUCUGCAAACAUGGACUCUUUUGCCCGGGGUCGCACCGCCAUCCUCAAGAAGCAGCCAAGUCACAUGGAGGCAGCACAUUUUGGUGACUUGGGUCACUCUUGUGUGAACUACCAGCCGCAGGAGACACGCUGUCGUCUUUCUAAGACCGUGGAGCAAGUGUUGCGGGACAAUGUGGCCAUUCCGCACUACAUGCAUUUUAUGGAACUGCAAGGAGCAGACCACCUAGUUCGGUUCUGGUUGGAGGCUGAGAGUUUCCGCUCCACCAGCUGGUCAAGGGUGCGAGCUCAUAGCCUCAACUCAGUCAAACAUAGCUCUUUGGCUGAACCUGUCUUGGCCUGUGGCGACACGUUGGAGCUAACGGAACUUUCCACAAAUGCUACAAACUCCCUCACCAGCGACACAAUCAGAGAACGGCCGUUAGAGUUGCGGGACUCCUCGAGUAUGGAAUCGGACCUGAAACCCAGCACUCCUCGAGCAGAGACUCCCAGUAGACAAACGACUUCAAGGACCGGGACCCCCAGCAAGAUGCAGCCGAACAACACACUUGGAGAACUCUCUGACAAACUAAUGAAAAUUAUAGAGAAAGAAGCAGUUACCAUUUUUACAAAGUAUAUUUCUCCAGAUGCCUUAAAGCCCAUCCCAAUCACAGAGCAGAUCAGAAACGACAUAGUUGCAAAAAUAUGCGGCGAGGAUGGAAUGGUGGACCCAAACAGCUUCGUCAUUGCACAGCUGGUGGUCUUCAGCAUCCUGGAACAACAGCACUUUAGUGAAUUCCUGCGGAGCCAUCAUUUCUGUAAAUACCAGAUUGAAGUAUUGACGAGUGGCUCGGUGUUCCUGGCUGAUAUCUUGUUCUGUGAGUCAGCUCUCUUCUACUUCUCUGAGUAUAUGGAGAAGGAGGAGGCCAUGAAUGUAUUGCAGUUCUGGCUAGCAGCAGAUAAUUUCCAGAAUCAACUGGCAGCUAAGAAGGGCCAGUAUGAUGGCCAGGAGGCCCAGAAUGAUGCAAUGAUCCUUUAUGACAAGUAUUUCUCUCUCCAGGCCACGAACCCUCUUGGUUUCGGUGACUCUGUGCGGAUGGAGAUCGAAUCCAAUAUUUGCAGGGAAGGUGGUCCUCUUCCUGACUGCUUCACAACUCCUCUCAGACAGGCCUGGACCACCAUGGAGAAGGUUUACAUGCCAGGCUUCCUAUCCAGUAACCUUUACUACAAGUAUCUGAGUGACCUCAUCAACUCUGUUCGGGCAGAUGAGUUUGUCAGCUCCGCAGGCGGCCCAACUGAUGCCGACCGUUCCAGUUCAAAUGUCAGUGACGGCCCUCAGACGCAGGCUGGUGCCAAGAAGGCAGUAAUAAAGAUUUUGAAGAACUUUGAUGAGGCGAUAACAGUGGACUCGGCCAGUCUGGACCCAGAAUCUUUAUACCAGCGGCCAUAUGCUGGGAUGACUUUUGGGAGGGUGAACGAGCUUGGACAGUUUAUCAGGGAGGCAGAGCCGGAACCUGACGUAAAGAAGUCAAAAGGCUCCAUGUUUUCUCAAGCCAUGAAGAAGUGGGUUCAAGGCAACUCCAAUGAGGCCCAGGAAGAAAUGGCAUGGCAGAUUGCGAAGAUGAUUGUGAACGAUGUGGUCCACCAAUCAAAUCACGACAGCCCUGUAAAGUCCACCAAGUUAUGACCCGAUAAGAAGCCGAAGUCACUCCGUAUGGUUAGUGGACCAAACAAGCGGGACUGUUCUCACAGUCCACCCUGCUCCUAUGCUGCAGCAGAAGCACAGCAUUAACGCUCCUCCACUUCCACUGGACUACAGAGGAUGUACUCAACUGGUGAUGCAUCGAUGCUUGAAGGUUACAUUUUUUUGGACUGAAUCAAGUUCUGACUUUGACUAAGGUACAUUUGGCUGCCUGACAUUACACACUCCUGAAGAACAAAAGGUUUUCUCACAGAGCUGUCAGAUGCUUGAAGUGGCUUCCGAUGAAUCCAUGGCUGCUGCUGAAACGUCUUAUCUCAAACUAGUUGAGGAUGCUGCAGAUCACCAAAGUAGCGUCCAUCUGUGCAGGGUUGUAACCCAUUCCUGAUUUUCAGAAGAGCGUCAUGCAGUUAAGCUCACCGGGACUUGCUAUCUGUUGAGUAGAAUAAGCCGUACUGCGUUGGUUGUUCUUGUGCUGUCGUAUAUCAAGACGUGACAGUGAAACACAGGAACGGCUGUGUUGGCUCCAGCAGACCUCCUCUAGACAACCUUUAGGCACCUUUUCAAAAGAUGAAACCAUAAAAUACUCCUCUAUUAUAUAAACUGAUCCACUUGUGUUGGAAAAAAGAAUCCAUGUUUUAAAUGUUCUAAAUAUAUAUAUAUACAACUAUGUCUCCUUUUCUUGCUCACCCCAUAUCAUUUUCUUUUAUUAUUGUUGGCCAUGGCUUUUACAAUUUAUUUCAAUUACACAUUCAAACCUCUGGACUGGAAGAGUGCUCACAGAAUUAAAACAUUUUAAAAGAUACAUUUCUGUUUAUCCUUCUUUCGGUGUGGAUAAGAACCAGAAAAGACUCUUGGUACCAUGUACCACUAAUGUUUUCUGAUAUGUAUGUGGAAUCUAUAAUAUAUUUCAAUUGUGUUUGAUUAAAAUGCAUAUAUUAUGCAAGUGUCUUUGUAUUCCCUUUAUGACAGGACAGUGUUUUUGUGUUUUCAUUCAUCAAAGUAGGGCAGUAUUUGUCGACGCCAACUGUACUUCUUUGUGUGUGAAUCAGAAACCGUCAAAUGUUUUGCCUCCCAUUAUCAAACCUUAUGUUCAGUCAAACUUGGGCAUUUCACCUUGUUUAUUAUAUAAAUCUGACGCCGUCUGUGCAAAUGUUGUGAAUUGCAAUUCGGUUUUCAUUUUCCUAGAGGCAGAAGUAAUGACAAAUGACCGCCGUCAUGCCUGGCUCGUACGUGGUCUGUUGCUGCAGCAGGCAGGCAGGUCUACAGCGUGUUUUUCCCAGAGAAAUUCACGUUUUUGUCAUUUUUACAUUGUGAUGUAAAAUUGAUGCCUUUGCUGUCAAUAUAGAACGCAUAAGUCCACUUUCCCCAAUAUAUGACGCCUUGGUUGGACCCAUGACGCUCAUCAGCCAAGACUUCAGUUGAACUCAUUUGCUUUUAUUUUUUAAUAUUUAUAUGGCUAUGUUAAUGCCAUGUUUUCUUUCCUUGUUUGUUCUGACAUUUUUGUGCAUAACGUACAUCUGUGGGUCAAAACACAACUGCAAUAAAAGUGAUCCCAUUUUAAUUCCAAAACAAAAAGAAAAGCAGCUGUCUGAAGCAAAUACAUGAGGUUAUUGAGAAUUUUUUAUCCUAACAUUGACCUCUUUCUCCCUCUCAGACGAACCUCAUCCAGCUUCUUAAGCACAGCUGAGGACUUUUUGGAGGACACAGAGUAGCUCUCCAGCAGCUUCUGAAACAGCUUCUCCGUGUUGGGAUGUGUACUGAGAAAAGCCUUCUCCAGCACAUACAAGUCAACCCCUUUGUCCUCCGGCAGAGAGGAGAUGUAACUCAAGCCAAAGUCGAUGAGGAUCAAGUCCAAGUCUGGUCCCUCCUCCGCUCGGUGCCUCACAAGCAUGUUAGAGGUGGUCAGGUCGCCGUGGAUGACAUCCUCAUCAUGCAUUUUGGCAAGAAUGCUGCCCAUCUUCUGAGCCAGGACCUCCAGAUCCUGACAGUCUGAGUGCUGAAAGGAUGCAAUGUGAUCUCUCACAGUGGUGGUGCCCAGGACCUCUUCCAUGAAGAUGCUGUGUGAACUGUAGUCCACAAAGUAGACCACGGGUGCCAGUAUACCUGCAAGAGGGGAAGACAGAUUGUAAAGAAAACAACCACUUGAGGGCAUUCGCUCAAAUCAAUGAUUUUUGGAGGUUGUACCCGCCUGUAGUGACAACGUCCAAAACACAAAACAUCUGACUUUUUUAUUUUAUCAUCACUAACUGUAUAAAACAACUUAGUUUAAACUAAUAUAUUGAACACCAAUAUAAUUCUGGUGUCCACUCAUAGUUAUAUGUCGAUCCGGAAUCCGACUGGGAUCGGUUCCGACCAACCGGUCGUAUGUCAGAUUGGACGUAAGUGGAAUGCCAUUCAAAAUAGCUGACGCGAGGGUUAUAGGUGCUACUGUAGUGGUAGAUCACUGUGUGAG
Messenger RNA from Synchiropus splendidus (mandarinfish), 4497 nucleotides. RefSeq names its product A kinase (PRKA) anchor protein 10 (gene akap10). NCBI's taxonomy places the organism in Eukaryota, Metazoa, Chordata, Actinopteri, Syngnathiformes, Callionymidae. The transcript is spliced from 15 exons. Gene Ontology annotation, molecular function: protein kinase A binding. The coding region runs from base 204 to 2030 and encodes 608 amino acids. Gene Ontology annotation, cellular component: plasma membrane. The record is from RefSeq and is a predicted model, not a curated record. Gene Ontology annotation, biological process: intracellular protein localization.